Schistosoma haematobium is the source of this 7148-nucleotide messenger RNA. RefSeq lists its product as uncharacterized. The record is from RefSeq and is a predicted model, not a curated record. Lineage: Eukaryota; Metazoa; Platyhelminthes; Trematoda; Strigeidida; Schistosomatidae. The coding region runs from base 114 to 1481 and encodes 455 amino acids. The transcript has 7 exons.
UCUGAUCUGAGUUCAUACCAUCAAGCGCUAUAUUUGAAUGUUGCGUUACUGAGUAUUAGUGCAUUUUCUUAACAAGCUCGUUAUGUACUAUCGUUAUUUGCAAAAUAAUUUAAAUGGAUGGAACUAAAACCAUUAGGCGAAGAACGCAUGACUAUGAAUUCAACGAAAAUAGUCAGUUCAAACGAAAACGAAAACGAGAAACUGAAACAGAUAAUACAAACUCAGUGGAAAUUUUAGGUGAAUCUCAUGUAAUAUUCACAUCAAAAAAUACUGGAAAUAAUCAUUAUUGGAGUCAAGAUACUUCAAGACAUAAUACAAAAUGUUUUUUUCCAAAUGGAACUUAUGGUGAAUCAAGACUUGUUGAGAAUAUACAAAAUAAUAAUAAUAACAAUAGCAGUGGAAGACGUUUUUUGUCUAGUCCACAAAAUGGACACAGCAAAGAAAAGCUUCCUAAUUGCACUAUUGGACGUACAACAGCUGCUGAAAUCCAUUCUUCACUACCGCCACUGCCUCCUAGCUUGAGGGAAUCGGAACGCAUGUUGCAUGUUCAACGUUGGAUAAAUAGUAUCCCACCUGAUUUACCAUCCUGGAUACAAGUAUCACAUAAUAAAAUAAUCCCGGUUACUAAUCCACAUGAAUCUUAUGCUGAAGUAGAAGAUUCAAUCAUAUCUGAAAUUCCAGAUACAUCAGAUCUCGCUUCUAAUCAUGAUAUUUUAGACUGUAAUCCUGGUUGUAAUUUGAAUUCUGUCAAUCAAACUAUGGAUUAUUAUUCUAAACAACCAAACAAUCAUUCAUCUAAUCCUUCUACACAAAAAUCAUUAUCUAAAAUUCCUGGCGUUUCAGUUGCUCCUCCUUUACAACCACCUCCGUUUCCACCGUUACCACCACCGCCUAUGCCACCUCCGACACAUUCACAAUCAUCUCUUCCACUUCAAUUGCAUUCAUCUGUUCAACAUGGGCAUAGCAGUAAUAAUAAUAAUAAUAACACUUCUUUAGGUAUAAUUCCUUCAAAAUUUUCUACUAUACCAAGUGGUAGUACAGUUAACUCUCAUCAAAAUCUACUUACUCCUAUACAGUCAAAUCAGGAUAUGAACCUAUCGAAUCAUCCUCAUCAACAUCCACAUCAAUAUUGUAUGAAUAAUGAUCAUAAUCAAUUGAAUUAUUCAUCUAGAGAUACAUUACUAAGUCAUCAUAUUGAUGGUGAACCAAAUCAUACUAAUAAUAGUAUUCACAAUAGUCAAAGACAUCCUAUUGGCGAUUCCAUGAAUUCAGGUGGACGAUUAUUCAAUGAUAUGGAAAUUCAAAUGAUAGUUAAGCUGUUCCAAGAUUAUUUCACCAAAGGUAGUUGUCCAAUGCUUAAAGAAGUUCGACGUCGUAUUAUGAACAAUUUUCUAGAAUCUAGACGAACACCUGUAGGAAUACGUGCGAAAAUUAAACGUCUGCAAAAAAGUGGACAAUGGACAGAUUACAUUACUACCUGACAAGAAACAAUUUAUCAAAUCAAUCUUGUUCGUUUAUAUGCAUAUAUAUAUAUAUAUAUCCUCUGAAGUUUUGGUAUUUCAUUAUUACCUCAUCCAUCAGCUGCUUCUGAUUAUAUUAGUGAAUAAUAGUUAUAACAUAGAGGGAUGUAUAAUUACUUUUUUCUUUCCUAUAAUCUUAUAUGAUUGGGCUUCCUUCAACUGUCCUUCUCCUCUCUUCGAUUCACUUCAUUUUCAUCAAAAAGUCAUUUCCAUCCUAUUUUUUAUCACAACCAACUGACUAGUCACUUUAUACACCAUACAUGCAUAUAUUGUAUGAUAGUACAGUAACAAUCCGAUUAUGUAAAAUCAAACAAUACUCAUUUUCCAUACAAACAUACGCAAUCCGGUCAUUAAAUUUCUUUUCCUGGAUCGUAGUAGACUCGCCUUUAUGUUUGUGUUGUACAUACGCAUACUUACAUGUAUGUAUCCAUAUAUAUAUAUAUAUAUAUAUAUAUAUAUAUAUAUAUAUAUAUAUAUAUAUAUAUAUAUAUAUAUAUAUAUAUAUAAAACUGUAUACACAACUUAUGGGUAUCUACCUCGUUGUUUGUUUCAUUCAGAAAUUCUGUUGUACUCUGCUUGUUUCGUGUUUACUUUUUUUCACCAUAGAUACAGUCAUACUUGUUGGUUAUUUAUGUUCAUUGGAUUGUUUGCGUUGUCUUUUGUAAUCAAUUCGUUUAAAUUAUCAGUAAAGUAAUCAAUUAAAAACCUGCUUUUCAUUAGUUACACCAUAUUUCAUUUUCAAAUAUUUUUAUCGGUGUUUGGGGGUGUUUAGAUCUUUAAAAUGUUUCUAUUUUUCUUGUCAAACGUCUCUUACAACCGUAUUUCUGUUUUUUUUUAUAAAUAUUUUGCUUUUCACUUAUAAACUAAACAGUUUUUUUUCCUCAGUGAAUAUUUUUAUUGUUCGUUCUCACUUGUCCGUCCUUCUAGUCGUUACUAUGUUAUGAUCUCGCGUGAUGAUUACAUUAUUACUUUGUGAAUAUUGAACUAUGCACAGUGAGGUGACUGGAUUUAUAUAUAUUUCUAAGAAGUCAUUGAAUUAUUUCAUUCCAUUGGUUUUUCCUUACUUCCAUACUUUCACUUCAAUAAAUCAUGGUUGUCAAUCUAUGUCUACCUACUGAUUUUUGUGCUGAUCAGUUUAUUCGUUCAUCAUUUUUUCCCCACAAUCUGUAUUAGUUUUAUUUCUAAGACUUAUUGAGUUUGAUUGUUAUUAGUAGUAUUUUUUUCAAUAUUAUCAUUUAUAUGUAUUUUGUAUUGCAUUUCAUUGAUAAUCAGUUUUUUCCUAAUUACAUGUAUAGAGGUCCGGGCACCUGCUUCAUUGUUAGUAGUGUAAGUAGUAGUAGUAGUAGUGGUAGAGAUAUGUAUUCAUAUAAACUACUUUGUUACUUUCCAAAUCGUCUGUUAUUUAUUUUCUACGAAUAUGUCUUGUCUUCUUAGUGGUUUUACAUGUCCAAUUAUUGGUUAUUUCUUGCUUUUGUUUGUUUUUUUAAUCAUAAACCCGAUUAUAUCAAUCAACAUUUCUCUCUCCCUCUCAAUAUGGAAAUCCUUACUAUUCUCCAUCUACUGUACUCAUGAAGAUCCAUUCAAAAGUUGUUUGACUAUUGAUAAUGUUGAUCAUUUCUUGAAAAUUAACUAUUAUCCUUCUUUUUUUUUGAAAAAUAAAAUCAAAUGGUCAGUAAUAAUUUACUUCCUGCUUUAAACUGGAUAAUGCAUAUUGUCUUUUUGAUUAUGCUGAAUAAAAUAUUGAAUUAUCUGAAUGUAAAAAGUAGGGUAGGAAUGGGGAUAGGGUUAAUGGAAAAUUAUACAUUUCGUUAACCACAUAUACAAUAUACACAUAUUAUUGUAUAUUUUAUCCUCCCUUUUGCUAAUUCUUCUUCUUAUUAUUAUUUGUGAAGUGAAAUAGCUUAUUUGACGCAUACAUAUAUGUAUGUAUAUUGGCUUACUGAAUUGUUAAUAAUGUUUUAACUCUUUCUGUCUAUUAUUAUAUUCCAUAAUAUUUUCUAUAAUAAACAUUGUAUAUUAAAUGUAUUUUAUUAUAUUUCAUUAGUGUAUUAUAGCUUUUCAGUUGAUUGUUUAUCAUUUAUCCUCUCUCUCUCUCAGCUUUAUUCACUCUUGCGUACUUCUAUUAUUAUUAUUAUUAUUACUAUUAUUGUUUCCUACUGGAUUCUUGUGGAAUUUAUCUCUUACCUUUAUUACAUAGAUAUAAUAAUAUUAUUAUCAUCUUUUAACAUUUAUCUCACUUUUCAAAUAAUGUUUUUUUUCUUUUUUUGUUGUUGUUGCUGCCUCAAAAGUUGUUACUUCUUUCUAUAUUUACAAAAAUUAAAAAAAAAGAAUAAUAAAUGGAUACAUUAAAUAUAUCUACUUUUUAUUCUUUCUCUAUAUCUUUUUUUUUUAAAAUUUCUUUCUUUCUCUCCCAUACUCUUUUGAGUUCGUUCUGUUUCUUAAUUUCUACUGAUAGAUAAUUAAAAUUAUAAAUAAAAUGGAAAUGUUAUCUUUGUAUGUUGAAAUUGUUAGUGAAAGUUAUUUUUAUUUAGGUGUGAUUUUAUGUGAAUGUAAAAUGUUAAUUAAGUUUUCAAAAGACUUCAUUCGAUAGCCUUAUUUCAGAUCACUGCUUCGAUGAUAUCUCUCUAACAGUCCAUGAAUAUCUAUCUUUAUAGGCGCGAAGAUAUGCAGCUAUAAAGUAUUACACAGCUGACUGAAGCAAAUUUAUACUUCUAUGGACAUGUUAACAUUCUGUCUACGCCAUAUAUGUUAAAAAUAAGCUAAAAUUAAAUGGGGAGUUUUUAUGUACAAUGAUUUUCUGAUUAGACUUCUAAUAUAAUCACUAACCGACAUAAAGUUCGCUUAUUUAUUCAUUAUAUUACUUACUUACUUACGCCUGUUACUCCUAAUGGAGCAUAGGCUGCCGAUCAGCAUUAUCCAACCCACUCUGUCCUGGGCCUUCCAUUCUAGUUCCAUCCAAUUCUUGUCCAUUUUUCUCAUGUAUAUCUCCAUUUCCCAGUGUAUUGUGUUCUUUGGUCUUCCUCUUUUCCUUUGGCCUUGAGGAUUCCAUGUGAGAGCUUGUAUUGUGACGCAGUUGGGUGCUUUCUUCAAUGUGUGUUCUAUCCACUUCCAGCGCUUCUUCCUGAUUUCUUCCUCCGCUGGGAUCUGGUUUGUUUCUUCGCACAGUAGGUCGUUGCUAAUAGUCAUGACUGUUAAUAAACACCUCUAUCUUCUGAAUGGUGGCUUUCGUAGUUCUCCAGGUUUCCGCCCCAUACAGUAGAACUGUCUUGACAUUUGUGUUGUAAAUCCUGACCUUGAUGUUGGUUGACAGUUCUUUUGAGUUCCAGAUGUCCUUCAGUUGUAAAUAUACUGCUCUCGUUUUACCGAUCCGUGCUUUCACAUCUGCAUCAAGUCCACCGUGUUCAUCAAUGAUGAUCCCCAGUGGUCUACAGGUUAAGCGUUCGCGCGCGAGACUGAAGGCCAUGAGUUCUAAUCCCGCGAGCGGGACCGUGGAUGUGCACCGCUUAGGAGUCCCACUAUUGGACAAAACGGGCCUCCAGUGCUCACAGGCUUUUAAUGGUGGUCUAACAUCAAUCAGUUCAUGAUCUCAAUCACUUGGUAUUGUUUACUUGAAUCUAUUCAUUAUAUUACCAGUUUCUUAAUUCUACACGAAGUGUUAAUGAUAUUAUUCCAAACAAAGAUUAAGAAUUUACAAUUAAAAUACAGAGCUCAUAGAAGAUACAAUCUAACCAAAAGGAUCUAUCUUAAGUAUGAAUUUCCACUAUCAUUUUAAAUUUCUGUAGUCACAGUCCUACUCCAUUUGUAUUAAAAACUAGAUGAAAUGAGGGUAAAGAAAAUAACUUUAAUACUAAUUUUUAUCAUUGUUAGAAUGGAUUUGAAUUAUUCCGUUGUUAAUAAUCCUAACUGGAUUUUAAUAUAUAUAUAUAUGUAUGACAGCAUUAUAACCAUUGCACAAGUGAGUGGCUAUCUGAGCUCAGUAGUUCAUUAGUAAAUGCAUCAGCUUUCGAAGCGAAUUGUUCGAAUAUAAGCUUAAUCAUUAUCUAACUGAUCUAUAGCCAAUAGAAAGAAAUCGUACAUUUUAAAUCCUAAUGCUAGCUGAUAAUCCAUUUUUCCCAUGAAAAUUUAAUAUUAACUCUUGUAUUUUUUUAGAAAAUUCUUAGUAUCAUAUAUUUAUUGCAUAACCAUUGACAAGAUUAAAUUAUGAUUAUUACUAUUUCUGUAUGACAAGAAAAAACUUUAUGAAUCACUACAUUUCCUACUCAAUUAUUCAGUGAAGAUCAUCAACAAUAUAAAACUCAAGAAGUCCCGCGGUCAAUUUCAAACUAGAAGGAAAAAAUCCUUUGCUUUGUGACACGAUUUUUCUUGUUGACGAACAUAAUUCAUAAUAAAAAGUCAUUGUGAGAGUCAUCGACUUAUAGUGAUUUUUGUGUAAAGUAUUACUUCAUAUUUAAUCGUAUAUCCAAUUCUGACUAGUGUUGGAGACGGAUGGAAGAAAGUUAGAGACGACAAAACCGAAAAUUGGCAUCAGUCCAUAAAGUCACUAACUUUUAGUCUGAGCCAUGUUAGUAGAUACAGAUUACUUGAUUGGGGUACGCAUGACUAUCGUAUCCAAUGGUUAGAGACUCGGACUGACAUGGCUCAGAAUUGACCACAAUAGCAUAGGUGUACACACUUUAUAUCUUCCCUCAAACUGUGAGAUUAAAUUUACCUUAUAUCUUUCAACGCGCUAUUUCUUUCUUUCUAUAUCAUAUCCUUAUAUCCAAUCCUUUUUGUUUUAUAUAUUACUACCAUUGAAGUAAUUACUUCUAUGAAUUUGAUGUUCAUCUUAUUGUACUAAUGAAGUAUGACAACUUGGACCGAUGUAUAUAUGUUCUUGCUCCUACGUUAUAGACGACUGACUUACCAAUUUUUUUAAAAAUCAAUUGUCACUUUUAUUUAUCAACAACUCGAUAUAUUUGAGUAUUUUCAUAAAUAUUAUAAAUAAUCUGUUCAUUGUUUGCUUGAGUGUUUUUUCAGACCAUUAAUUAAACUGUCUUUUUCUCACCAGUUAAAUACUUUAACAGUAGAUAAAAUUAAGUAAAUAAUUCAUUGUGAUGAUGAUGGUCCCCCCCCCACACACACAAAUGACUAUGUUCAUUAUUUGUUGGAUCGAUUGACACUGUGUUUUAUUUUUCAAUCUUCCGACCAUUAAUUAAUUUUUUUUCUUUCUAUUUUUGUUGAUAUGCUGUUUUUGUUUUAUGUAAUUAUUGAAUUGAUAGUAGUAAACGGUUGCAGGAUAGAAGAAAUAUUAUUAGAAUCUAUUCGUUACAUUAUACUUUUAAUCAUAAUUAUUUAUAAUAGUGUUAAUUUCUAUGUAUCAUUAGUUAAAUGAUAGUCAUCAAAAUUAUUUGGCUGUAGAAUGUUGGGAAAUAUUCUAAUAUAGGACUAUUUUGUAUAAAUGUAGUAUUUAAUAUGAAAUAGGAAAAAGCAAUGGUACGUAAGUUGUUGACUGUUGAUUCUAUUUUAUUUUUUCUAAAAAUGUAUCGUAAAGUUUAGGAUUGAAAUAGUUUGAUAAGAGAUUGGUUCAAUUUAGUCGAUACUCAUCUUAAAGUGUUAUUAUCAGAAUGGGUCUUGUGGAGAGUUUUAGAA